Messenger RNA from Trifolium pratense (red clover), 1111 nucleotides. RefSeq names its product GDSL esterase/lipase CPRD49-like. NCBI's taxonomy places the organism in Eukaryota, Viridiplantae, Streptophyta, Magnoliopsida, Fabales, Fabaceae. The transcript is spliced from 6 exons. The record is from RefSeq and is a predicted model, not a curated record. The coding region runs from base 217 to 981 and encodes 254 amino acids.
AUGGCUGUAAUAAGUUAAAACUUAAAAAUCACAAUUCAUCCCCUUUAAUAAAUGACGGUCUAAACGUGAAGGAACAACCAACCAACCCACCCCACCCCCCUUAAUAAUGCAUACUGUAAUAAUUUAUUUAGUUUCGAAUCUGCUCCUUCUUCUCCACUGAGUCACAGACAGAUCACACUGACACUGUAUCUGCGCCGUCCGUGUGAGAGAGAAAAAAUGGUCGGACCAAUUCGGCCACAAUUUGUUCUGUUUGGUUCUUCCAUUGUUCAGCUCAGUUUUUUGAAAGAAGGUUGGGGUGCUAUUCUUUCUCACUUGUAUUCUCGCAAGGCUGAUAUAGUUCUGCGAGGAUACUCUGGUUGGAAUACAAGGCGCGCUGUGCAGGUUCUAGAUACAAUUUUUCCCAAGAAUGCCACCGAGCAACCUUCGUUGAUAAUAGUGUACUUCGGUGGUAAUGAUUCUAUUCUUUCACAUCCAAGUGGCCUUGGUCAACAUGUACCUCUCCAAGAAUACAUUGAAAAUAUGAAGAAGAUUGCUAACCAUCUCAAGAGCCUGUCAAAGAAGACUCGCCUUAUAUUUCUCAGUGCUCCUCCUGUCAAUGAGGCACAAAUUUAUGGAAACAGUUGUAUAAAGAGGCCGCCAAGGAAUAAUGAAUCCUGUCGAAUAUAUUCAGAAGCAUGUUUGGAGCUAUGUCGCGAGAUGAAUAUCAAGGCCAUUGAUCUGUGGUCUUUACUCCAGAAAAGGGAUGACUGGCGAGAUGUUUGCUUCACGGAUGGAAUUCAUCUGACAUCCGAGGGUAGCAAGAUAGUGGUAAAAGAGAUACUUAAUGUUCUCAAAGAAGCAGAUUGGGAACCUUGCUUGCAUUGGAAGUCACUGCCAAAUGAAUUUGGAGAAGAUUCACCCUAUGAUCCACUUGGCCCAGAUGAAAAAUCAACUUUGAAUGUUUCCAGCUUGACCUUCCUGGAAACUUCAGAAUAUGAUUGAUGUGCAUUUGUGAAACAAAAGACAUGUUCCAAUUUAUUGAAUCAUUUGCAACAACCAUAAAUAACACGAAUUUAGAACUGUGCCUAAAGAAAAAUGGUUUUCUUAGUUCUGUUUAUUACUUCUUUUACUA